CAAGUAUCACACGUUUACGCGGCCUGUUUCACGUACGACUUGUAAGCUGUCGUCUGCAUCUAUUGCGCCUUCCGCCGUGCUAGUCAUCAAUUUAUUUCAUCGAAUAUAGUUUGUUUUAGCUGGAGGCAGUAUGAUGUUUAAAAAAAUUAUGUUGGUCGCCUUAUUGGCCGUGGUGACAGCCAGUGCCAAGAAACCAUGCUGUGGCCCAAAGCAGUUUAUGGCGGGCAAUGGUGGGACAGUGGGGCAGGUGGAUCCGGACUCCGGACCACAAGGUUUCUUCACCUACCAAUAUGGUGCAUUUGACUACACCAACAGGAUGUUUGGCUACAAUAUGUCUGUUACCUACCCCAACGGUACACAAACAAAUAUUAAGCUGAUUCAGAAAUACGGUCAGGGAUACCAGUAUAUUAUCCUCGAAGAAUUCCAGUACUGCCAGAAGCAACCGGUCACCAAGCCGGAACCAAUCAAUUGUAUUCCUGCCAACGCAACUUGGACUUCAAGUCUUUUCAUCGGAGGCUCCAAAGGCCUGUAUGCAGAUUCAUGGACAUACAACUUCGUUUACCCUAAGGAUCCCAUAGAGGGCGUCAUAGUUAUCCAAGUCUUUGAGUCUAAUUGCUACCCAUUCGGGACUGCAUUCAUUGGCGAUCGCUUCCAAGGCCAAACUCGAGUUCCCAUGACCAGUUCGGGUGGUCUUCUGAACAUGACAAUCGGGAUUCCUGAUCCAGACGCGUGGUUUACUGUACCAAGCUUCUGUCCUACAGAGAUGAACACAUUCAAGACACGCGAGGAGCGAUCUGCACCAAACCUGCCAAAUCUAGAUUUCUUCCACCUGCCACAGUUCUACUGAAGAACAACAGUGCUCCGUUAAAACACAAUCAUGACAACAAUCAUCCCCACAGCCGACCAACAAGAUGACCCCUUUUUAAUCACCAUCAUCAUGAUCAAUGGAACUGAAUUUUGAUUUGAACCGAUUAUGAUUUAUGAUUGGGUGUGAACGUUAUUCCCUUCAAAUAUGCACUAUCAACAAAACUGCGCUAUUUUCAGUUUAAAAUAUUCUUGGGGUAAAUAAAUAUUUGACAUUGAUAUGUAUAUUAAUUUCUGAUCAGUGUUUUUUGUGGUUUAAAUAGUGUUAAAUCAAUAGCACACUUGUUCUGGGAUUAGUCUUGUAACCCAUCAAUUUAUUUUUAUUUUUCAGAAACACACUUUUUAUAUUUGGAAGUUUUUCUUUGGGGGAGAGGCGAGAUUUCUGACACUUGACUUUUGUUACUUUAUACGCAUAAUAUAUUCUCUACAAAAUGUAAACAACAUAGUAGAAUAUCUUUUGAAUUAUUUAAGAAACAGUUGAAAUAUAAUUAUGAACUUGAGCGAAUAAUCUAUUGAAAACCAAAAACAUUUUUUUUUUACUUUCUUGAUAAAUGAAGAGAUGUACAAUUGAAUAGAAACAUGUUAUAACACUUUUGUAUUACCAUGUACUGCUUAUUUUCAUCACAUCAAUUAUUUUGUAGUGUGUACUUUUGUUAAUUUGCUUUGUUAAUUCUGAAUAAAUUUUCUUUGAAAAAAAUCAUCAUCAUGA
This is a messenger RNA of Strongylocentrotus purpuratus (purple sea urchin), 1573 nucleotides long. Its product is annotated as development-specific protein LVN1.2-like. The transcript is spliced from 7 exons. NCBI's taxonomy places the organism in Eukaryota, Metazoa, Echinodermata, Echinoidea, Camarodonta, Strongylocentrotidae. Gene Ontology annotation, cellular component: extracellular region; lysosome. Gene Ontology annotation, biological process: cell-matrix adhesion. Gene Ontology annotation, molecular function: calcium ion binding. The coding region runs from base 131 to 847 and encodes 238 amino acids. The record is from RefSeq and is a predicted model, not a curated record.